Molecule: messenger RNA, 12756 nt
Organism: Diorhabda carinulata
Lineage: Eukaryota; Metazoa; Arthropoda; Insecta; Coleoptera; Chrysomelidae
Product: TAF5-like RNA polymerase II p300/CBP-associated factor-associated factor 65 kDa subunit 5L
Exons: 1
Coding region: 5798-7438 (546 amino acids)
Biological process (GO): transcription initiation at RNA polymerase II promoter
Cellular component (GO): transcription factor TFIID complex
Molecular function (GO): RNA polymerase II general transcription initiation factor activity; protein binding
Source: RefSeq, a predicted model, not a curated record
GAAAAAAAUUGGUAUUUUGUCAAGUCAUCUAUAUUUUUAUCUGAACUUUGUUUAAUUUAUACUGAAACAGGCACAAAGUAAAAGAUGAAACAAUAACUAUAGUUUAAAUGUAAUCUCAAUGGAGAUUGUAUCAAUAUCUGUACAUAGUUAAUUUAUUUUGAAUAAGUACCUUACUUGAAUUGUUCUUACCCUCAAAUUGUAGCAUAUUGAAAGAUUUUUAGCUGAUCAAAACUAAAUAUUCAAGUUUAAAGAAAGGUUUUCAGAAUAGUUGUUUUUUAGUAAUAAUAUACUUGUAUUUAUAAAACUAUGCUAAGUAAUACUUGAGUUUAUUACUCAUCUAAUAAUUGUGCCAAAAAUAAAUUCACAUCUAUUUAUAAUAAAUUAAGUAGGCUUAUCACAUACUCUUAUUAUGUAUUUAGAAAAUUUAAUCAAAUUCAUUUGAAUAUAAUUAGUGCAGAGGAACUUUUUCAGCUCCCAAAAUUUUUUUCUGAUCAAGAAAUUUCAUAUUUUAUAUCAGCAUAAACAAUGAAAUCUUGGAAGUAGAUAUUUUCAUUGCUUUGAAAAUUAUUUCAAGAGAUAUUCAAGACAAGACAAUUCUUUUUAGUCCUUGAAUUUUUCCAAUAUUAUUAUUCAAAUUAAACCUAUAUAACCCCAAUUUAGGUAGAACAACUAUCAGCUGAUUGCAGAUCCUAACCCAGAACCAGAUUUUUAUCACAGUUUCCGAACGUCGCGUUCAAUUUUCGCGGGAAAUUUUAAAUUUAUAACAUGAUCUACAGAAAAAAUUUGAUUUUUUAACUUUCUGAUGUGUAUUAAUUGUAUAGUAGAUUCUAGAUAUUUAAUAAUUAUUAUUGAGCAAAAUUUAUCUUUAAAAAAAAACAAAUUUUAAAACAGAAGAGACCUAAAAUCAAGAACAUUAAAAAGCAUUAAUAUAUCAAAGGGUCUAGGAAAUAAGAAAUUAAAUAUAUUUUGCAUUUUACACACAAAUCAAAGUAGGAAGUCUUAAUCAAGUAAUGUACACUUCUGUUUAUUUAAAUAGCAUACAAGGGACAGGUUUUUGCAAUUUUUUUCCGUGAAAAUUCACUUGAUAUUUGUUGCUAUGUUUACCAAUAUUAAGUUAUCAGGUAAGUGUUUACAAAACAAUUUCCAUAUAUACUAAAAUUAUUAACCAUUUCAGUAGUCAUCUUCCACUUUCAGUUAACUGAGGAGGCAAUAAGUACACUUUUUACUUAAACUGAAUUCAAAUUCAUUAUCGAUUUAUCUAUCACUGACAAUGACAGUGACAUUAAGUAGGAACUCCGAUUUAUGUAUGUAUGUUUUUUUAGUGAACAGAAGUGUACAUUGUAAUUAUUUUAGAUGUUUUAAUAUGAUACAUCAUUUUUUGUGAAGUUGUUGUGUUUCCUUUAUACAAUAUGUUAUACUUUUAGAAAUUUACGCAUAUAAAUAAAGCGAAAAAACGCUUGAUCAUAAUUUAAUAUAAAAUUAUCAAAUUGUUGUGUGCAGUAAUGUACCUUAUGAUUUUUGUAAUAUCUUUUAUUUUUUUGAGUUGAGAUUGGUACUUGUGGUUUAUACAGGCCAAAUCAUUCUGAAAUGGUGUUUACUAACCGAUUGUUAUGAGGGCCUGAACAUAGGGCUCUGUGUGGAAAAACAAAUAUAAUUGAAAAGUAUUGGUUACCUCCCGUUGUUUUUACUAAGUGUGAUGGCAUUUGUGGUAGCGAAAACAGACACCCUAGUAGUCCCAUCUUGAAAGUAAUAUAGUGAUGUAAUGGGAAAAAGUUCUGGAGGAAUGAUACUAUAAAAAUGACAAUAGUAUUGGAAUUCUGUAUUCAAAGCAAGCUGCUAAUAGUAGGUAGAAAGCUCUCCUGAGCAUAUAUUAUUCUUAUGCGCCAAUAUCCAAGCCGCACAACCAACUCAAUAUAUUGUCAGCAUGCUUCGCCACAUUCAUUUCAAAGUCGUUAACAAAAAUCUACAUAUAAAAGGUGAAUUGGGGCAAACUAGAAAGUGCUAAAUAUACUGUUUACACCAACACUAACACAUUGUCUGACGCGCGUUUCGGUAACCAAGUUAUCGUCUUCAGGGACUGAAGGUAAACUAAAAUCUAAUAACUUGACAAAAAUAUAUAUGGAACAAAACUAUUUCCAGUACAACAACGAAUUCUACAAGCAAGAUGAAGGAACAGCAAUGGGAAACUUCCUAUCACUGUUCAUGAGUCAUUUUGAAAAGCAAAUCGGUCAAGAGUUUCAGUAUUUUCCCAGGGUAUGGUACAGGUAUGUGGAUGAUAUUAUCGCCAUAUUCAAUACGAAGAAGGUAAACAUAAACGAAUUCAUUUUGGAAUUCAACUCAAAAUAUCCAUCUAUAAAGUUCACCUAUGAAAUGGAAAAUAAUGGACAGUUACCAUUUUUGGACACUUUAGUAAUUAGGAAUAGUAAUAGGUUAGAAUUUGAUGUAUUUAGGAAAAACACCGCUGCAAGCAGGUACAUCCCGGCUGAUUCUUUUCAUUAUAUCCAACAUAAAAUGGCCAGUAUCCAUUUCCUGGUACAUCUGUUAAUUCACUUUCCACUUGCCAUCGAGAGAUACAAUAAGAAAAGGUCCUUCAUUGAGGAUGUAGCUGUACUCAACGGUUAUGAAAAAAGAAUUGUAAAUAGGUUAAUCAAUCGUCAUAAGAAAUCUCUAUGUGAAACCACUUUUUUCCAAACCCAAAGUAAAAAACAAGAAAAAUUUGCUCUGAUACCUUUCAGUCCUCUUUAUACGAGAGGAUUAGCAGAGUGGGUUUAAAAUUGGUUUAUAAAUCCAACAACACAUUAAAACAAUUGUUGAGCAAUCCUAAGGAUAAAAUAUCAAAUUUGGAAAAGAGUGGUAUAUAUGAAAUAAGUUGUGGUGAUUGUGACUGAAAGUAUAUUGGGCAGACUAAGAGACCCGUUAUUGUCCGGUUUAAAGAACACAUAGUUCAUUUGAAAUAUGGACGGACCGGAAAAUUACGCUGCCAGUCACAUUCAUUGCAUAAAUAUUAAUAAUGUAAAAUUGUUAAAAAAUGUAUCCAAUAGUAAAUUAUUGGAUACAUUUGAGAGUAUUGAAAUUGCUAAAUAUAAGAGUAGCUUAAAUAGGGACAAAGGCCCAAUUCCUUACAGCCCACUCUUUAGUUUAGUAGUCAAAGAAUAAACAUGAAUAUUCCCAAGGAGAUUUUUCCGCCGGAAUUAAUUUUUGCGGGAGGUGGCUUAUUGGUGGGAAAAUUUAUUAAAAAACAGGUAAGUCAAGUUAUUAGAUUUUAGUUUAACUUAAGUCUCUGAAGACGAUAAAUUGGUUAUCGAAACGCGCGUCAGACAGUGUACUUGUUAGUGGUUGUGUAAACAGUAUAUUCAGUAUGAAUAUCGCCAACGGUUCUAGAAAUUCCAACUUAGUAGAAAGUGCUAUAUAGAUUGUUUAUCUUCACAAUAAUAUUUGUAAAUUGUUACAUGCAAAUUGUCCCAUUUCUGUUCAUAACCUAUUCAGAGACCUCCAUAUUGGAAAUUCUGUCGUUAGUUAGACGUCCUCUUGAGUACGACUAUAGGUUAUAGUACAUUAUGUUGUCAAAAAUCAAGUCUUCUAGUUUUAAUUCUUGUUUGGAUACCUAUGAUUUUUGUAUAAUAUACAUAUUUAAAUUUUUUUCACAUACAUUAAACGAUUUUAUUGAAUUUAUAUAUAAGGCUCAAAAUAUAAUUGCAAAAAAUACAAAAACUGAAAUUUAACAUGCGUCAUGUUUAUUAUGAUUAGUUUUUUUAAAGGCAGGUUUACCUUUAAUUUAUAUUUAAGGAAAUAAGCUGGCUGGCCAGCUAUAUUUCAAAAAAUUUGAUAUCUUUGUAUAUAUUGUAUAGUAGCAUAUUAAAAAAUAUAGUUCUGUAGAAGCGGGAACGUUAUUGUUUUGUUUCUACAAAAAAAGAUAUUUUGUAUUAAAUGUUUAAAAACCUUUCUUUAAAAUUAAUAGAAAUGCCUAUACUCUUGAUGUGUUGGUUUCUGGAAUUUUGAAUAGUUUAUUGAAACUAAAACACGUCGAUAUUCCAUCAAAUACAGAGUUAUAGGAACAUUUUUAUAAUUGAAGUUUAUUAUCAAUAUACAAAACCGCAUUCAAACUCUAAAGACCGUAUUUAUUAAAGCGUCUUUAAUCUCCGAAUUUGAUAAAGAAAUAAUAGAAUAGGUGGUAAUUUUCACUAAAAUGUGUCGUUUGAAAAAAGAAAAAGAAAAUUAUGGACCUUUAGUACCUUUUUAAUGAAGAAUUCAAAAGUUGUAUAUUGUAUAUAGAUAUUUCGAUUUAAAGGUGAAUACACCGAGAAAAAUAUAUUGAAAAUUGGUUUUUUUUGGAAAGGACGGAACAUGUGAAAGAAGUGAAAUUAUUAUUUCCUACUGCAGUACAUCAACGUCGAAUUAAAAUGAAUCUAACUUUUCUUGAUUUAUCAUUUUUAUUACAACAAAUUCAGUAAAAAUUAUCAAAAUUGUUCAACUAUUCCAUUUUUUCUAUGAUCUUAUCAGUUAUGUGUUAUUGCAGGUACAACUGUUAUUGAGAUACUAAAUUUCCAGGCUCUAUUUCGAAUACUGUUUUCAAUAUUUUAAAUACGAUUUUUCAAGUUUCUGUUUAGAUAUGCAAAACCAGUACAGAAUAUAUUUUACUCCAACCAUUUUUUCUUAACAUAUAAUUGCAGCUUUAAUAUUUUAAGGGUAAAUAUUGAACAAAAGUGAUAAUUGUACAUAGUCAUAAAAAAUUUAUAUUUAUUAUUUCUAAAAUUGUGAAACAUCAAAUAUUUACCAAUAUUAACCUUAAUGUGAAGAUUUUUUUUCUUCACAGGUUAAUUAUUUUAUUGUUUUCUAUUUUUACACAGUAAAUCCAUUUUAUAAAAAAUGAUUUUUGCUUUUCCUCUGAUACAUUGUCCCUUAUUCAUAUACUCAUAUCGUAGUAUCAAGAUUUUUUAAAAUAUAUGGGGAAUCCGUCAUUUACUAAAUAUAUAAUAUUAAUUAAAAUGUAUUGUAUGAACUAAGUAGACACCCUUUCCUUUAAUCUGGACUUUCAUUUUAAAUACUAAUCAAUAAACGUGAACUUCAGAAAAAUCGUGUCUGCUUAAGAUCAGCAAGAAAUGAAUACCAAAUAAGAUACCAGAUAUAAUGUGAUAAAACCGAAAUUAUUUUUGGUUCCUAAAUUCUAUGUUAUGUUUCCUUUGAUAACUGGUAUUAUAAAUUGUGAUUUUCCGAUUUGUUUUAAAGAAACUAUACGUGGAUACUAGGAUAGAUUUUGUAGUAUACUGAAAUAAAUGGAUGACUUAAUCAAGUAACGUCGAUGUACUUAUGAUAAUCUAAUUCUGUUAUUUAUUAUAAUUUUGCUAUUUUAGAAAACUUCAAUUAUUGUGAAUAUUAUUUUCGUUGAUAUUCUCAAGCAACGUUUUCAAGAAGUAUAGAAAACCAAAAGAGAAGAAAAUAAAUAAGUAAAAUAUAAUUCUAAUGAAAAGUAGAAAUCACUUCAAUUAUUCUCAAUUUUAAAUAUUCCCAUAACUUUUGAGUUGGAAAUCUCUUUUCCCUCUAGUAGAUCCAGUUUACUAGAGGACUAAAUUUAAUAAUAUACUAUUGUUCCAUUCAAUAAUAUGCCAUUUUAAUAAAAAUGUUGGAACUAUUUAUUUUACAAUUGUCAAUUUAAAAUUUUCAAUCUCGGAUUUGCCGUAAUCGAUUAUCGUGUUGUCGGUUGCGUAGACAUUAAUAUCUCGUUCUUUCAGGUUUUCAUAACCUAACCUAGAAAAAUUAGUUAUUUAACGCCUUUCGCGGACAACGGCAUCGUUUCUGCAUGAAACAUGUUACGUGUGUAUUUUAUUUUAUUUUGACACAAAUAAUGGAUGAUGCCAAACGUAAAAAUAAUAAAGGAAAACGGAAAAAAAGAGAAGUGAAAAAUGUAGUGUCUUCUUACCUUCAAAAGAGAAAUUACUGUAAUUUACAAACAUUUUCAAUUACAAAGAAACAACAACUGUCUCAAUCUUUAGUAGAAACUGCUGUUGGACGAUCUAAUUCCAUUCUUUAUCGAUGUGAUCCUUUAGUAAUAGAACAGAAUUUUACAAAAUUUUUAAUUUGGUUAAAGGACCAAACAAAACACCAUAAUAAUAAUGAUAUUGAACGUAUUGUUGCUCCACUGUUUUGCCAUGUUUAUAUGGAGAUUCUACGUUAUGAGCAUAGUGAUAGAGCUACAACAUUUUUUAAAUCUAAUAUUCCAUUAAUAAAUGAAAGUAAGUGUGAUAAUAUAAUAAAACAACUAUUUUUUCCGAAUGGUGAUGUAAGGAAAGAUAUAUCUAGAUUUAAGGAGAAAUUUAGAAGCAAUAGAAUCGUAUUACGAUUGAAUCUUGAAUUUUUAAAGAAAUUGAAGAAAUUUGUGCUUGAAAACUGUCAUAUCGUAUUUCUACAAGUACUACAAACAUACUUUGAUUUUCAAAUAAAUGAUUUUGUUAGAAAAGAAAAUGAUAUUAUCACACCUUAUGAGUUUCCCACAGAAGCCAAAUAUCAAAAGUUUUCAAAUGCUAGAAAGGAAUUGAAAAAUGAACAAGCAUUAAUUUAUACUGUGAAAAUAAACAAUGAUAAAUAUGAUGUACCUUGUGGUUUAUUGAAAAGACAGUGUGGACUAGUCAUUCUUGCAGAACAUAACGCUUUACGUUUGAUGCCCUUACAUGCUUUAGACACAAUCCUCAGUGUGAAAAUUAAUAGUCACUUAAAGUUUAUGCAUCAUUCUGAUUAUAUUUAUAGUGUAGACAUAUCUUCAGAUAACAAAGUAUUAGUAACAGGAUCUGCUGAUAGGACUUUAUGUAUUUACAAUUUAGAGUCUAUGACAUUAGUGAAAAAGUGUACAGGACACCUAGGCUCAAUUUAUUGUGUAAAAAUUGGUUGCAAUGGAAAAUAUGUUGCAACAGGUUGUGCAGAUGGAACUGCUAGGCUAUGGCAUCUAAAAACUGGGAAAGUGUUAAGAAUAUUCUGUGGCCAUAAUCAGGCUGUAACAUGUGUAGUGUUUCAUCCAAAUUGCCUAUAUAUAGCUACAGGAUCAGCAGAUAAGAACAUAAGGUUGUGGUGUAUAAAUAAAGCUAUGAGUUUGAGACUACUGCAUGCAAGUAAAGGAACUAUAUAUGAUAUAGCGUUUAGUCCAUGUGGGAAAUUAAUUGCCAGUGCAUGUGAUGAUGGUAUUUUGAUAUGGGACAUAUUGAAUUCUAAAGUGAUUAUUGAAUUUAGAUGUAAAGACUCUACACUCUUAAAAAUUAUUUGGAAAACUGAUGGUAGUGAAAUUUGUGCUGGGAGUGUAGAUGGCAUAAUCAGAAUAUGGAAUAUAAAUAGGACUCUAGAUAAUUGUGAAAAUAACAAAUAUAUAGAUCCUAUAGUUACUCUUUCCCUUAAUGCAAAAAUAUUGAGUAUUGAGUAUGCUUUUGGGACUUAUGGGCUUUUGACAGUAUGAUAUAUAUUUCUAAUUUUCAUAAUUGUCUUACGGUUGAUAUUAUAUUUAUAUUAUUAAAAUUUAAAAAUACUCAUUGAGGGAAGACAAUAAUUUAGGUAAUAUUUCUCUAAUUGAUCAUUUAAAUGUAAAUAGUUAAUUUAUUUCAAAUAAGUACCUACUACAAAAUGGUGUUACUCAAAAAAUUUUGAAUUUAGUAGUAAAUUUGGGUGAAAUCCAUCAUUUGUGAAUUUUAAAGAAAGGAGUACCUAUAUCAAGUGAACAUUUCACAAUGUGUGUAAUUUGUAUAAAAUGUAUAUAUGUAAUAUCUAUUUAACUUUAUUUAUUUUGACAAAACUAGUGAUAUCUAACAUUAAAUUGAUUGUUUUUACAAUAAUAUCAGAAUAUAUUUUUUGAAAAUAGAUAUUUUAUUAAAUUGAGUAGAAUCUAGUAUUUUAAGUGAUUAUCAAAUAUUUUUAUAGUAUCAAUGCUUGUGUGAUGAAAACCUUUUAGAAUUGCUUCAUAUUUUUUAAAUUAAAAGCACAAAAUUAAAUUAUAUUCAAGUCACUUCUUGUACGUGAAGUUAUAUUUUUUAUCUCCAUUGUAUUUGAUAUUUAUUAUUUAGCCUAUGAUUCUUUACAAACAAUAUUUUUCAAAUAAUAUUAAAACUGAAUCAAAACAAUUAUAACAAUGUGUUUGAUUGAAUGAAUUCCAGUUAAACUAUUUACAUUUCAAGCAAAAAAAUUAUUUCAUUGAUUAUUUUUUUGAGAUUGCAUGAAAUUAAACAAUAUUCUUUAUAUUGAUUAUUACAAGAGGUAUUGCAGUUUAAUUUGUGUAUUAAUAUUUCCCGAUUUUGUCUCUUUUAAUUUAAUGCUCGUUUUUUUGUUUAUUAGCUUAUCUGUUGGUGACAUUCUGAGAGAUGAUAGAAACAUUGUUAAUGUAUUCUCACUGUCAGAAGAGCUAUGCAUAUUCCUUUUCAUCUUUCUGGGCAGUGUAACAUCAUUUAAAAAAAAGAAGAGGCAGCCUUGAUCCCAGAACGUUGCCUUGUGUAUCCCUACUGAUAUGUGUUAGGUAUGGGAAGCUGUUUUCCAUCUUAAUUGAAACUAUCUUCAUGUAAUCAAUCAUCGAGUAGUUUUCUAUGUUUGUAUACAAACCUCCAGGCUAAGCUUUAUCAAAUACUUGUUGAAUAUCCAAAAAGUGUUUUCCACAUCUUAUUUUUUUUUUAAUUUUUCUAUUAAGCCAAUUAUUCAAUGUGAUUAUUUUCUCUAAAUCCAAACUAGUGGUUCAGUGUGAGGAUUUUUUCAAUUUAUUAUCAUAUAGAUAGGCAACUAAAUUGACUCUUCUAUUUUCAACAUUGGUGAGUUAAUUUUUUGUCCAUUUGUACGUUUUCUGUAUUUAGUUUCUUUGAUAAGGCUGUGAUGAGUAACAAUAAUGCACAUUUUACUCAGGAGCUUAAACUUAUAAUGGACGGCUAGAAUUAUUGGGAUCAGCCACAGCAUGACCAAACAAUUCUGAUCAAUCUCGGAGGUAAAUUAGUGUAUGACACCUAGUUAUGGGAUGCUGAUGCUCUUGUGUGCUGUUUUGCAAUGACUGCCAAUUUCAGAUGGUGAAAGCGAGUGUGUCGGAUGACCAGCAUUCUAUCAGUACAUGCCAUCCUGAUUCCUAUUCAUAUAUGCUGUAACUGUGCCUCUUUGAACCACAAAUUCUCUUCACAAUUUCAAGCUAGAUCCCUCGAUACAAAUUAUUAAGCGCCCUUCUAUUGGUUGUAGAACUCUUUUUUUCAGUUGCUUAGCAGUGACAGUUGCUCAAGAAACUGGAAGAAUGAGUUCCAAGCCAAGAGAGUACUGGCCAGACCCAUCGCCGGCUCGUCAGUUAUUUGUUUCCCAGCAAGCCGAAAUGGCUUUGUAAUCAAAUUAUCUUAAGGAUAUUGCUUCUUUUCAAAUUCUGGAAGUGACUGCUGUAGAAGUAAGCAAUAAUUUCGAUUUUGCCACUCCGCACACUAUACCGCUAUUUAUGGCUUGCUUAGUGGCUUUGACUUUUGCCCCAAAAACCGUCACAUAUUCGGUACAGCACACCUCAGGACCGACAAUUUAUAUUUCCGUAAACCAUCAGUAUAGUAAACAAUGUUAUAGAAUAUAAGCAUCAGUCCAUCACCUGUUUGCAUUAGUUAAGUUGCAUGUCCUCUUGAAUAAUCUUCACAUACGAGGAUAUAUUGAAAAAUUCUUAGCCAGCCUACUAUAGAACCAAACAAAAUUUCAAUGUCAAAAUAUUUUAUUACUAAACAUAUUCUCCUCUCAAUUGGAUACAUUUAUUACAGAGAACCUGCAACGUCUCUAGACCUUUCAAAAAAAAUGUUUCUUCUUGCUCUGCAAACCAGACCUCCACAGCUUUUAUUACCUCCUCGUUGGAAGAAAAUUUACGAUCUUUUAAACUUUUUUUCAGUUGAGGAAAGAAAUGAUAAUCGGACGGAGCGAAAUCUGGUGAAUACUGGUGCUCCAGUAAUUGAAACCCUAAAUAACGAAUUUUUUGAAUGGCAACAUGAGAUUUCUGUGCAGAGGGGUUGUUCAACACCUUUGGAUAGCUUUCUGCGUCUUUUCUCUUUAAUUUUUCCCGUAGAGUGGUCAGUAAUGUCGAAUAGUAAUCUCCAGUUAUUGGUCUACCCUUAUCCAAAAAAUCUAUUAUGAUUACUCCAUGGCAAUCCCAAAAAACUGAAGUAAGAACACGAAGGACACGAAACUUCUUAGGUCUUGGAGUGUCGCCAUUCCAUCGAUUGUUGCUUUGUUUUUGGAUCGUUGAAAUGCACCCAAGUUUCAUCUAUAGUAACAAUUCGGUUUAAGAAGUCUACAUCGUUUUCAAAUCGAGCGCAGAUCGAACGCGAUGCUUCUAACCUUGCACGCUUUUGGUCAACAUUCAAACAUUUGGGGAUCCAUUUUGCAGCAAUAUUUAUCAUGUCCAAAUUGACGUGAACUAUAUGAUGAAUGCAUUCGUAUGAAAUAUUCAGUGCUUCAGAUAUCCGUUUUAGCCCAAUUCGACGGUUUGAUAAAAUCAUGUCAUGAACUGCAUCGAUAUUUUCGGGGACUGACACAGAAACUGGCCUUCCCGAUCGGUCAUCAUCUUCAAUGGAAAAUUUACCUCUUAUGAAGCGUGCAGUCCAAUUUUUCAUGGUCGAAUACGAAGGACAUUGAUCACCAAGGGUAUUAAGCAUAUCUCCGUAAAUCUGCUUAUCUCUUAACUCUUGUAAAUACAGGUACUUAAUGAUUGCUCGAUACUCCAAUUUUUCGAUUUUCACAAUUUAGGUGGACAUCUUUUUUCUUGUAAUUUAUUGCGUAACUCUGGUUUACUUUUUUGACGUGAAACUUUACACUUCUAAUUAGUUAUUGUUCGUUGCUGUGGUAACGCAAUUUUUUUUUUUGGUUAUGCAUGUAAGUGGUCUAGGCUAAAUAGAUAUCAAUACACCCUCGUAUUAUUCUAAUGAAUUGAAUUUAGCUUGAGAGUUCUACUCGUGCUCAGUCGAAUAGCUCAUUGUUUCUCAAACUAAAGAGUUGCGAGGUUGCAUGUAAAAAAGAAAUCUUUUUAAAAGGCAGUUCAAAGAAGAAAAUUGGGAGCCUUUAGGCUUUAACGAAAAAUGUGUAUGUGUAAUGUUUCUUGUUAUAUGAUAAGCCUUUUAUUUGCACAAAAGUACAUUUAAAUAUAAAUAGAGCUAUGUAUGGAAGGACUUACAGCAAGUGUUAGAUCUGUUGCGUGGUAUUUAUGUCACUAAAAUGGAGUUAUUGCUGUAAAGAACAUGACUAAUGAACUGAAAUAAACAUUAAGUGAUGCUAUGAGGAUAGUCAAUUUCAUCAAAAGUAGAGCUGUUAAGAUGUGGGAAAGUAUUUCAAACAGCUUUUCCUUCAUACUGAUUGAAAGGUGACAUUCUGACAUUUCUUUCUUGACAAAAAGCGCAGCCUCAACCAAAUAAUUUUAUCAACUUUGAUUGCGUUGAAUCCUAAUAACCAAUUUUGGCAAAUUAUGCUGUGCGAGUUUUAUUUCCUUUCACGACUACCUACUUGCGAGUUUCUCUGUUCUUAUGACGGAAAUGAGUAUGGAAACACAUGAGGAGUAAAAGCAGAUCUUAUAUUAAGAACGAUGAGGACUAGAUUGCAAAACAAGAUAAAUACAUAUAAGAACACUCACGCUAAAUAUUCUCCAUCCAGCCGCAACUGACUCGAACCCGCACCAGCAGACCAUUAACCAGGGCGGUAUAGGGUACCAUUCAAAGCAAAACGCGCGGAAUUCGUAACGGUCUCACAAUACUACGAAAAUUUGAGGAAAAAUGAGUUUUUAAAGCAGAUAUGGAAAUACAGAAGUAAAAAUAUCUUCAUUUAGAUAUUUGACUAUUUUCUAUCAUUUACCCAAAUUAUUACUCUUAACAGUAGUUACAGGAAGCGCCUAAAAUAGUUAAUUAUGACAUUCGCUAAUGAAUGUCAACAUUUACAGCAUACGGUCUUUCACAUUAUUACCACAUUCUCAUACUGCAGCAUUAGACUCUCAAAUAUCUAUAAAUAAGUGCCAAAUUAGAAUAGUAUUGAUUUUUAAAACUACAGAGAAUACUUGUUCUCUCGAUCUCAAACUAACAUCACCUACCUCUUAGACUCGAUGUCUUAGGAAAAUCUGAAAUCUUUUCAACUUGUUUAUCACAUUGAUAAACUUAUAAUUCAAGUAAAACGGAAAUAACUUUGUAAAUGGAAGUUGUCAAUUUUAAAAUAGCUUCGUUCGCGGACCUAAUUCCUAACCAGUUCUAGAAUCAAAUAGUGUUAGUGUAAACACAUUAUUCAGAGUGUUCUGCAUAAAAACCGAUACAAAGCAUAGGUAUAUGGUGGGCCCAAAGUAUGACGAUUGAGGUCAAUUAACCUUUACACCAAGUUGUAUCCUAGAGGAGUUAUAGGACCCAAAAUUUCGAAAAAUAGUAUUCCUUUCCAACCAUUUAACUUAAAAAUACCAAAUUUGGUACACUGUAUGGGACUGUUAAGGGCAUUAAGUACUUUGGGACCUUAUAACUUCUCAUGGAUGCAACUUGGUAUAAAGGUAAAUUGCGCCAAAUCGUCGUAUUUUGUGUACCCUAUAUGUCUCUGCUCUGUGUCGGUUUUUAUAAAUGAAUUAAAGUUUAUUGUUUAUUCACUUAAUCUCUCACAUGUCAACUUGAGAAAAGACAAGAAUAACAAAAAUAUGUAGCAGUUGUAAGUAGUGAGAGAUACUCAACCGUUUCGCAAUCAAGCAUGCUUAUUAUAGGGAUCCUGAAUUGGUUGUAAUUGUCAAAACAAAGCUAUUACUGAAUAUAUAUAUAUAUAUAUAUAUAUAUAUAU